AUGACCUCCAAUUUCGACGACAGUUCAUUCGACGUCCUCGGGUUCGACGACCUUCAAAUCGACGACCUCGACUUUGACGACCUCCAAGUCGAAGAGCUUGACUUUGACGACCUUUAUUUCAAAGACCUUCAUUCUGACGACCUCGGCUUGAUUUACCUUGCCUUCAACGACCUUGACUUUGCCAAACUUCAGCUCGACGACCUCGACUUUGGUGACCAUGACUUCGACGACCUCAAAUUCGACAACCUCUUAUUCGACGACCUCGACUUCGGUUACCUUGACUUCGACGACCUUGACUUUGGCAAACUUCAGUUCGACGACCUUGACUUCAACCUCGACGACCUCGACUUUGGUGACCAUGACUUCGAAGAUCUUGACUUUGUCAAUCUUCAGUUCGACGACCUGGACUUCGACGACCUUGACUUCGAUGACCUCGUGUUGGACGACCUUAACUUCGAUGACCUCGAGUUUAAAGACAUUUCAACGACGACAUUGUGUUCGACGACCUACAAUUCGACGACCUUGACUUCGACGACCUUCAAGUCGAAGAGCUUGACUUCGACGACCUCCCAUUCGACGACCUCCAAUUCGACGUCAUCGGCUUCGGUUACCUUGCCUUCGACGACCUUGACUUUACCAAGCUUCAGUUCGACGACCUCGACUUAUGUGACCCUGACUUCGACGACCUCAAAUUCGACGACCUCAAAUUCGACGACUUCUAAUUCGACGACCUUGAAUUUGACGACCUUAAGUUCGACGGCCUUUAAUCGGACAACUUUUCAUUCGACGACCUCGAGCUCGACAACCUCGAGUUUACAGAUCUUUAAUCCGACGACAUCGGGUUCGACGACCUUGACCUCGACGACCUCCAAUUUCGACGACAGUUCAUUCGACGUCCUCGGGUUCGACGACUUUCAAAUCGACGACCUCGACUUUGACGACCUCCAAGUCGAAGAGCUUGACUUUGACGACCUUUAUUUCAAAGACCUUCAUUCUGACGACCUCGGCUUGAUUUACCUUGCCUUCAACGACCUUGACUUUGCCAAACUUCAGCUCGACGACCUCGACUUUGGUGACCAUGACUUCGACGACCUCAAAUUCGACAACCUCUUAUUCGACGACCUCGACUUCGAUCUUGACUUUGUCAAUCUUCAGUUCGACGACGUGGACUUCGACGACCUUGACUUCAAAGACCUCGAGUUGGACGACCUUGACUUCGAUGACCUCGAGUUUAAAGAUAUUUCAACCGACGACCUUGGGUUCGACGACCUACAAUUCGACGACCUUGACUUCGACGACCUUCAAACGACCUCCAAUUUCGACGACAGUUCAUUCGACGUCCUCGGGUUCGACGACCUUCAAAUCGACGACCUCGACUUCGACGACCUCCAAGUCGAAGAGCUUGACUUUGACGACCUCUAUUUCAAAGACCUUCAUUCUGACGACCUCUUGAUUUACCUUGACUUCAACGACCUUGACUUUGCCAAACUUCAGCUCGACGACCUCGACUUUGGUGACCAUGACUUCGACGACCUCAAAUUCGACAACCUCUUAUUCGACGACCUCGACUUCGGUUACCUUGACUUCGACGACCUUGACUUUGGCAAACUUCAGUUCGACGACCUUGACUUCAACGACCUCUAA
Messenger RNA from Hyaloperonospora brassicae, 1644 nucleotides. The record is from the annotation of a GenBank genome assembly. NCBI's taxonomy places the organism in Eukaryota, Oomycota, Peronosporomycetes, Peronosporales, Peronosporaceae.